This is a messenger RNA of Amorphotheca resinae ATCC 22711, 2654 nucleotides long. RefSeq lists its product as hypothetical. The record is from RefSeq and is a predicted model, not a curated record. The transcript has a single exon. NCBI's taxonomy places the organism in Eukaryota, Fungi, Ascomycota, Leotiomycetes, Helotiales, Amorphothecaceae. Gene Ontology annotation, molecular function: protein kinase activity; ATP binding. Bases 32 to 2269 code for a protein of 745 amino acids. Gene Ontology annotation, biological process: protein phosphorylation.
AGUAAUCAAUAUCGCCAUCUUGCACACCAAAAUGGAAGACCAGCUUGCAGAGCUGCGAAGGAAAUUAGCGGAGGCCGAAGCGCGGACAGCAGAGGAACAACGACGACGGGAAGCAGCUGAAGAGCAAUCUCGACCGAAAAGCCUCGUUGAGUAUCUCGAAGCUUGUCAUGGCUUCUCUACUGCUCUCAAAGUUGUCACCGACGCGACUUUGACGACACAAGGCGAUACCACAAAGCCCACCGGUCGGCCAUUCCCUCAGCGCAUUGUGCCGUGGGACGAUUUCCCGACAUCACAAGAGAAGAUCUGGGAGCAGCUCUCAGCUAGUACUCGUUUUAAUUCGCAGCCCGUCUAUCCAUCCGCCCACCAGCUCGAAUAUGUCCAGAGAUACCUCGACCCGAUAAGCUCAGAGCUUGGCCUGCGACACUAUGCACGCGAGACGGUGGAGAAUCCAGUCCGGACCUUGAUCGAGGAGGUAUACAAGGAUGAGCAGUUGCGACGACAGCUCCAGCUCCGAGGGACAAUGACAUUCGAAAGCCAUACAAAUCUAGGGCAGCAGAGCGAGACAUCGGUCGAGGAGGCGAUGGAACACAUGUCUAUAACGGGUCCUAGUGGUUCAAGAACGGGAGUGACGGGCGGCAAGAAAGCAGACAGAAGACAGCUACAGGGCGACACUAGAGGUGCUGGUCGAAAGAAAGCGGGAACAGCAGAUCAAUUCUGCAUAUACCAGCUGUCAGACGGACAAAAGAUUCCAGUCGUCUCGGUUGAAUACAAGCCACCGCACAAGCUGCCUUUAGCCCAGAUCAUUGCUGGUCUUGAAGGGGAGAUUCGACCCGCCGAGGAAGUGAUCAACAAGGAUGGCGACGACUUCGAUUUUCACUCUAAAUGCCUAGUCGCUGCUGUGAUCACCCAGCUAUUUUCAUACAUGAUUCGAAAAGGCAUCCAGUGGGGCUACGUCUUCGUUGGAGAAGCCAUCAUCUUCCUAUAUAUACCGGAUGACCCGACCACUGUCCGCUAUCACCUUUCUAUUCCACGCCUGGACUUCCAAGAAGAUGAUGAGAACCGAUUUCAUCGGACAAGUGUUGCACAGAUUUCUGCCUUUGUCCUCAGCGCACUCGCCUCUGAAGCACCUAGUCAAUCAUGGCAUGAUGCGGGUGCAACUCUAGACACGUGGGCUGUCGAAUACAUCGAUAUCCUCAAGAAUAUUCCCGAAACGGAGCGGAAAUCCCCACGUGAGAUUUCAUAUAAAGCUAGUCGAUGGAAGGGGUUCAUUGGUUCCCCUAUUCGAACACGGUCCCGCCGUCUAGCAGACGCAUGCAACAAACCCGUGGCUGAGCAAGUCUAUGAGAGCGGUAACGAAAGUGAUGACGAUAACCCCCCUACCCCGACGCCCAGGCGAGCUGCAGCUGUCCCGCGUAGGGGCCGUGGAAAGCCAACGCAGCCACAAGGUGCACGGCGUAGCCAGAGAAAGAAAGAUUCAAGCCAUCCAAGCGCGAAAGAAGCGGGGUCGACAAUGAAGAUUGAGGACCGGCCGUUUUGCACACAGAAGUGUCUGCUUGGGUUGGCAUAUGGGGGGGACUUGGAUAGCCGGUGUCCCAAUCUUCAGGAUCAUCAAGGGAAACAUAUACAGCCGGGCAGCUUCCUUUCCCUUAUCCGUACCCAGCUCGCCAAUGAUCGUGGACGCGGUGCCGACUGCAAGCCACUCUACAUGAAAGGAUCACGCGGGGCGCUCUUCAAAGUCAGACUAUCUUCAAAUGGAUACACACUGGUCGCAAAAGGGAUGAAGAACCCUGAUCGCAAGCACCUCCUUCAUGAGAGAAAAGUCUACUAUCACCUCCGCCCACUUCAAGGCAGCUGCAUCCCAGUUUCCCUAGGCAUAGUGGACUUGAAGCUCCCUUAUUACUACGAUGCUGGCAUCUAUGUUAGCAUGCUCUUUCUCAGCUGGGCUGGCCGGCCACUUCAUCAAUGCCUUAUGCUGAAGAAUGAAGCUCGUAUUCUCGAUCAUGUGAAAAAGGUUCUGGAGGAAUUGCAUGGGCGGCAGGUGCUUCACAAGGACGUGGAGCCGCGGAAUUGGUUAUGGGAUGAAGAGCAUGGCAGACUAAUGCUUGUGGAUUUUGAACGCGCAGAGUUCCGCGUAAGGCCGCCUCUAGGCACACUCUCACCGAAUCGAAAGAGGAAUCUGCAGGGAAAGCUGAAGUCCGAGAUAAAAGUUGACGAGUUUAAUUGUGAGAUGGAGAGCGCGAGAGCCUCGAUCUCUCGGUGUGUCAGAUGAAUUGUCUUGACUAUAGCCUUUUGGAUCCCAUUAUGUGUCUCUUGACCUUAUUGAAGAACUGUAGAACCGAUGCGAUGGAACUAUAGCUAACCAAUGAGUCUACAGUGUAAUGCCAGUACAAUCGAGCUGAAAGAGUGCUUCAAUUGAUUAAGGAGUAACCGUCGGUUAGGCAUCAAUGGCAUCAAUAUCCCACUCCUGUGUGCUCGCAUGUGCUCACUCACUUAUGUAAGCAAUAUCAUCACAUGGUGGUGUAGUGUUUAAGGCAAAACCUACGACGCAAAACAGCAUGCACCGAGGCCCAACUCCAUCGAUCGCCAAACAACAACAAUCUUAUGGACGGAGAAGGCAUAAAGAAGUCCAUCUUGGAUGACGGUUUCUUCUUUAU